AUGGGAGGGAAGAAAGAGGAAUGGAAUACUAAGAAUUUGAGCCAGAGACUUGUGGUAGAUGCAGGAUGUGCGGUGGCUGCGGGUGCUGCUGUUGCGCCUGUUGUUAGUAUGAUUGAUAGAGCCAUCAUGGAAAACGCGUCAGGGAAGCAAGCCCUCAUGACAUCGAUCAAGAAUUCCAUGUCGAAACUCUUUCUCCGACCACAUCUUUACCUGACUUCGAAACCUUUUGCGCUCAUUGUCAUGGUCUACGGCGGCACAUACCUCAGCGCGAAUUUCCUCGAUACGUUCAAAUCCACCACACGUUGCAGACCUGCGAGCCACGUUACGCAUGGACCGGCGAAAUUCGCGGCUACGAGCGCGGCGAAUCUGAGUCUGACGAUGGUGAAAGAUAGCCAGUUUACGAAGAUGUUUGGCACGGUCAGCAAUCGACCCGUCCCGCCUGUCACGUACGCACUCUUCGCUCUCCGCGAUGCCAUGACGAUUUUCGCGUCGUUCAAUCUCCCGCCUAUGAUUGCUUCGCGACUUCCGAUGACUGAGGCGGCUGAGAAGGUUAUGAGCAGGACGUCCGCAGCUCAGUUCUUAGCUCCAGCGGCUAUUCAGCUUGUGAGCACGCCGUUCCACUUGUAUGGGUUGGAUCUGUACAACCGGAACGGUGGAACACCUUUCAGCGAUCGCUUGAAUAAGGUGCGCAUUGAUUGGUUGAAGAGCAGUCUGGCACGAAUGUGUCGUAUCGUUCCCGCCUUUGGAUUUGGCGGCGUCUUGAACAACAGCUUGAGGCUUCGCUUCCAGAAGCAGUUAGAAUAG
This is a messenger RNA of Pseudocercospora fijiensis CIRAD86, 804 nucleotides long. RefSeq lists its product as uncharacterized. The transcript has 2 exons. Lineage: Eukaryota; Fungi; Ascomycota; Dothideomycetes; Mycosphaerellales; Mycosphaerellaceae. The record is from RefSeq and is a predicted model, not a curated record. Gene Ontology annotation, cellular component: mitochondrion. Bases 1 to 804 code for a protein of 267 amino acids.